AUGGCACGGCUCAAGGUGCAAGUCAAGAGAAGCGCAAGACGACGCCGCAGAAUCGCUCAAAUGAGGACUAUCGCCAAUGGAAUCGAUGCCAGCCCAGACUUUGGUACACUUGACCAAUUUUCUGAUGCUUUCCAGGAUUAUCGCCUAUCGGUCUCGCCGCCAUCAGAACCAAUGACCCUACCAAGACUAACGCCGACCGAGGAUGGGGCAGCCUUCGUCUCAGUGUAUAUGGACUACGUUUUCCCCAUUCUUUAUCCCUUUUACCGCCCAUACAUCACUCAAGGCGGACGCACCUGGACACUAUCCUUGGCGAUGAAGAAUACCGGGUUCAUGAGCAGUAUCAAGAGCAUCUCUGCACUCAUCCUGCGACUUAUCCCUGCCCAUGUUGGCCCGGGACAGCAAGCUUGUACCUCAAAAACGUGGGGCGAAAUUCAUUCGCAGGCCAGCGUCGCCCUGGCAAGUAUGCAACGCGACUUACAACACCUUCACGAAUGCGGCAUCGAGAACUGUCUUUCAAGCAGUGUGCACUUGCUGGCAAAUAUGAUGCAGCAACUUAGUUUUGAACUUGCAAUUAUGCCGUCAGGAAACUGGCAGGCGCAUUUAGAUGCGGCCACCAAUCUGUUUGAGCAAAUUCUCAAGCAUCAUGGUAAGGCUGGCCCGUCUUCGCAAGUAUCCGCCGUACUCAGUAACUUGUCUCAUCCUUCUUGGCCCGGUGCGGUUGAGGCUUUAAAUACCGAACAAGGGGCAUUUCGCUUCUUUUCUAGUCUCUUAGUGGUUGCCGAUAUCAUCUCUAGCACGGUGCUUGACCAACCUGCCAAGCUACUUGAGUAUCAUUCUGAGCUCCAGGGCAGCGACUCGCGCCAGAAGCUUAAUGCUGACCUUGAAGAGGUAAUCGGAUGUCAGAACUGGGUUCUACUGGCUAUAAGCGACAUUUCAUCGCUUUCGCGAUGGAAAAAAGAUCAGGCGAUAAGUGGCAAGCUGUCAAAGGAUGAGCUGAUUUAUCGAGCGACUUCACUCGACAGAAUUCUCAACAAUGGUUUUGAUAAGCUAGGGCAAUAUGACAAUACAGACCACAUAUCCCAACAUAUCCAGCCCCUAGAGUCGCUUCUCAAUCAAUCUCGAUCUCCACAUGGUUAUUCUAGUUCUUCACCAGAAGCCAAGUUGCCGCUGACGCGAAUCUGGAUUCAUGCAGCCCGCACGUAUCUUCUUUCUGUUAAGCUAGUCAACAGCACGGAGACCUCCGAGCUUGAGAUAAGCGUGGAGCAGACAAUCCAGUCUUUUGGCGCUAUCACUUCGUCUCCGUGGCUGCGGUGGCUUGCCUGGCCGCUUUGUGUAGCCGGCAUCUAUGCCAGCAAACAGCAAAGGUCAGCCAUUUCUGAAAUCAUGGCCUUGCUAAGUGGUUUCAACGGCUUUGGUACUAUACAGGCAGCAUUCGGCAUUGUAGAAAAGACAUGGCAGAAGCGAGAUGCAGGCGAAGCAUGUCUAGAUCUGUCCGCAUGUCUUGGUAGCUUGGGAUAUAAGGCCCUAUUACUAUAG
Messenger RNA from Fusarium subglutinans, 1536 nucleotides. Its product is annotated as C6 transcription factor. Gene Ontology annotation, biological process: positive regulation of transcription by RNA polymerase II. The record is from RefSeq and is a predicted model, not a curated record. Gene Ontology annotation, molecular function: DNA-binding transcription factor activity; transcription cis-regulatory region binding. Gene Ontology annotation, cellular component: nucleus. Lineage: Eukaryota; Fungi; Ascomycota; Sordariomycetes; Hypocreales; Nectriaceae. The coding region runs from base 1 to 1536 and encodes 511 amino acids. The transcript has a single exon.